Messenger RNA from Aspergillus aculeatus ATCC 16872, 507 nucleotides. RefSeq names its product putative ubiquitin conjugating enzyme. The record is from RefSeq and is a predicted model, not a curated record. NCBI's taxonomy places the organism in Eukaryota, Fungi, Ascomycota, Eurotiomycetes, Eurotiales, Aspergillaceae. Gene Ontology annotation, cellular component: endoplasmic reticulum; cytosol. The transcript is spliced from 3 exons. The coding region runs from base 1 to 507 and encodes 168 amino acids.
AUGGCUACCACCGCCGCCGGUCGCAUGCUGUCACGGCAGCUGCAGCAGAUGCAUGCGGACAAGGACAUCCCAGGCAUCAGCUGUGGAUUGGUCGACAACAACGUCUUCGAGUGGGAGGUGAUGCUCAUGAUCUCCGAUGAUGUCAAGCUCUACGGCGGUGGUUUCUUCCGCGCCCGACUCUCGUUCCCCCCGGAUUACCCUCACAUGCCGCCGAAGAUGAAGUUCGAGACUCCUCUCUUCCACCCGAACAUCUACCCCAACGGCGAUGUCUGCAUCUCCAUCCUCCACCCCCCGGAGGAGGACAAAUACGGCUACGAAUCCGCCGCCGAGCGCUGGUCCCCCGUGCAGACCCCCGAGACGAUCCUGCUCUCCGUCAUCUCCAUGCUGUCCAGCCCCAACGACGAGAGCCCCGCCAACGUCGAGGCGGCGCGGUUAUGGCGCGAGAACCCCCAGGAAUUCAAGAAGCGGGUGCGCAAGUGCGUUCGCGAUAGCUUGGGCGAGGAGUAA